Penicillium chermesinum is the source of this 999-nucleotide messenger RNA. Its product is annotated as GTP cyclohydrolase I. Gene Ontology annotation, molecular function: zinc ion binding; GTP binding; GTP cyclohydrolase I activity. Gene Ontology annotation, cellular component: cytoplasm. The transcript is spliced from 4 exons. Gene Ontology annotation, biological process: tetrahydrofolate biosynthetic process; tetrahydrobiopterin biosynthetic process. NCBI's taxonomy places the organism in Eukaryota, Fungi, Ascomycota, Eurotiomycetes, Eurotiales, Aspergillaceae. The record is from RefSeq and is a predicted model, not a curated record. Bases 1 to 999 code for a protein of 332 amino acids.
AUGGGUGCUGGAUCCUCACCGCCAGGGAACAAACCCUCCGCAAUUCCCUCUCAUAUGUUGAACGGCAGUUCGCCCCUCCAGUCCUCCACAAGCCCUGGCAAGACCAGCCGAGCCAGGGAUGCUCGUGAACGGGAGAGCCUCAAUUCCUCAAUCCGCUCUUCGUUUGCUCCCCGUGUUCCUUUGGGCUUUGAAUCCUUGGAGGACUCCGAGUCUGCCGCCCCCACGGAUGAUGCCACUCGCCGUGAGGAAGUGGGGGUAUCUCACAAUACUCUGGCUAUUCGAGGCCGUCCCAGCUUGAAUGACCCUCCCCGUGACCCCCGAGACGAAGCCGGCUCGUUGACCCCUCCAAAUACUUCCAGUCGCCCCGCUAGUCCUUAUACAUUGAACCCCCCCCGUCGAUUUCGACGGACUGAGCUGGCCCUUCCUGAGGAGCAGGCUGAGCGACUUCAAAAACUUUCAGGUGCCGUCCGAACAAUUCUGGAAUGUGUUGGAGAAGACCCCGAACGCGAAGGUCUUAGAGAGACUCCCGAGAGGUACGCUAAAGCUAUGUUGUAUUUCACUAAGGGUUACGAAGAGAAUGUACGAGACCUUGUGAACGGGGCUGUCUUCCACGAAGACCAUGAUGAGCUGGUUAUCGUCAAGGAUAUUGAUGUAUUUUCCCUGUGUGAGCACCACAUGGUGCCAUUCACCGGCAAGAUGCAUAUCGGCUAUAUCCCGGAUCGCCGAGUCCUAGGCUUAUCCAAGUUGGCCCGCCUGGCGGAAAUGUUCUCUCGCCGCCUUCAAGUCCAAGAGCGUCUGACAAAGCAGGUUGCCUUGGCAAUCUCGGAAGUCCUUAAGCCGCGUGGCGUCGGUGUUGUCAUGGAAUCUUCCCACCUCUGUAUGGUUAUGCGCGGUGUGCAAAAGGUCGGCAGCACGACGACCACCAGCUGUAUGCUUGGCUGCAUGCGUUCCAGCGCCAAGACUAGAGAGGAGUUCUUGACCCUUUUGAACCGCCGGUAG